Alosa alosa (allis shad) is the source of this 2163-nucleotide messenger RNA. Its product is annotated as extracellular matrix protein 1-like. Gene Ontology annotation, cellular component: extracellular region. Gene Ontology annotation, biological process: regulation of bone mineralization; signal transduction. The transcript is spliced from 3 exons. The record is from RefSeq and is a predicted model, not a curated record. Bases 132 to 668 code for a protein of 178 amino acids. Lineage: Eukaryota; Metazoa; Chordata; Actinopteri; Clupeiformes; Clupeidae.
ACUGUUUAAUCAGACUCUGCACUGCAUAGCCUACUUGUGACUACAACAGUUAUUUUCUUGGAGUUGUGAUUUUCUUGAACAGCAUUAAGAGCAGAAGCUGUUGUAGUCUACACAACACAGUAAAACCGGCCAUGGCGUUGACAAGGAUUCUGGGACUGCUGUUGGUGCUGGCAUUGUUUGAGUGUUUAGCAAGUGCAGCGGAAGACUCUGUUGACUUCCCCCCCGGCUGCCCCACAGCUGAGAAUAUCCAAGAGAUUUGUGGCCACAGUAAAACAAGGCCUCGGUACCCCAACCUCCCUAACCAUGGCUACCUUCUACGUGAAGCAGACGUCAUUCACCGCACUGAGGCCUGGUACAGCCAGCAGUGUUGCCAGGGAAACUGGGAACAGAACACAAAAAAGACAGUGUGCUGCGCUCAAAAUGCAUGGAAGAAGGCGCUGGCUCUGCUGUGUGAGGAGGAAGGAAUGAUCAAGACCAUACCGCACCAGUGUUGUCUGAUAGAGGGAGCGGCCAGGUGGAGAUGCUUCGACAGCAUGGCGCCCAACCCCUCUUACCAAACCACCACCCCAUACUCUGGGCCUGACGUCCUGCCCAAAGGUCCUGCUUUUAAGUUCCCCAGUACCUGUUCCGCAAAGGAACAGCAUCAUGCAGGGCAAAAAACAAAUUGACAUUUACAAACCGUAUUUCCAAUUUUGUCACCAUCGCUUACUAUACUCCGCAGGGUCCAUGGGCUCUAAGUGUUUUGCGACUGUCUGCUAUUAAGUGCACUAUAAAAAUCAAUCAGAUUCGGUUGAAUUGUCAUCCGAUCAUCCUAAUUGGCAAUGUUUAGUACUGCUCAGUUUGCAUACAGAAGAUAUUCACAUAUUUUUUACAAUUACUAUGAAAAUCGUUGUGUAACAAAGAUGUUUCCCCCUGUGUACUAUCACUGUUGUUCUUUGCUUGAUGAAAUGCAUAUAAAAGUCAAGAUAUUGAUUUUAAGGUUUAUUUGCAAUAACUCCAGCUGAUGGAGUUGUUUAGGGAGUAAGUAGCAGAGAAAAGUGCAUUGAAUCAUGUAUUUUGAAAUAGGAGAGUGUGGAUUUAGCAUAUUUCAAUCAAAUAAUGGCCUACAGCUCCCUCCACAUUAUUGCCGUCCAUUAAAAUUAGAAGUAAAAGGAAGUAUAAAAAUGAUAUUUUUCACAAUUUAUCUUAUUCUCAUGCCAUUAUUGAAAAAUAUGAAGCGAAGGAUCUGAGACCAUUCCCCCUCACAGAAUCUCUCCAAAUGGUCCAGAUUCCUGGGUCCUCUAUUCAGCAUCUUCAGCUCAUCAACUGGUUUUCCAUGCUCAGAUCAGGGGACUGAGAUGGUGAUGCAGGUGCUUGAUUUUGUGUUCCGUAAACUAUUUUUGUGUUGAUCUUGAAACAUGUUUUGGUCAAUUAACCUGCUAGAUGACCCAUUUAUGGCCCACUUUUAUUGUUUUGGCAGAGAUAGACUUUCUUUUAUUUAAAAUGUCCAGGUAUGGAGCUAAGUUAGGCAAAUACCUACAUUUUCGCAAAGCAAUCCCUAGUUACAAAGGGCAGCACACUUUCCCUUUAUUUGAAUUAUAUUCUCUUAUUUUUACCAUGUUGAUGAAUGACUUUGACCUCUGCAGCACUUUAUUUUUUAUACCUUAGUGAAACAGGAAGUCAUGGAUUGCCACUUGAAAGUUCAGAGACACACAGAUUAAUUUAAAGAAGUUGAAUAAAAUGGGAAAAGCUUCAGUUACAUUUUUUUUGUGAGACUUUCUGUUGGUUGUCAUUAAGUGUCCAUGUUUAAUUCUUAAUUAGUUUUUUUUUUUACUCAGAGUAAACUUGCUACUCUACAAGGUUGGAUAGAACUAGCUCUGAAUCCUAGUGACAACCAACCAAGCCAGUAAUUUAUAUUAAACCACCCUCUGUAAUCCAACUGUACUACUGUCUACACUGCACUAUAUCUUGUCCUGUCUAUGCACCACCUGUCUAUGCUUUUUAUAUCACAUUGCACUUUUUUGCACUUCUGGUUAGACGCAAACUGCAUUUUGUUGUCUUUGUCUAUAAACAUUUCAUUGUUGUUUUCAUUGUGAGAAUAAGAUAAAUUGUGAAACAUAUAAUUUGUAUACCUCCUUUUAAUAGUCAUUUGAAUGGGUGCCAAUAAAUGUGGAGGGAGCUGUA